Conger conger (European conger) is the source of this 1777-nucleotide messenger RNA. RefSeq names its product cold inducible RNA binding protein b (gene cirbpb). The transcript has 7 exons. The record is from RefSeq and is a predicted model, not a curated record. NCBI's taxonomy places the organism in Eukaryota, Metazoa, Chordata, Actinopteri, Anguilliformes, Congridae. Gene Ontology annotation, biological process: positive regulation of mRNA splicing, via spliceosome. Gene Ontology annotation, cellular component: spliceosomal complex. Bases 147 to 839 code for a protein of 230 amino acids. Gene Ontology annotation, molecular function: RNA binding.
CCUCUGACCCGUCUCACUUACUUAUUCAUGAGCUGGCACCGGCGAAUCUUUCAUAAAAGAGACUCCAUUUUAGUUUUACUUCACUCGCCGUCGCGCACCCUGAAGGACUGUGAGCCGUGCAAGUCUGUCACCCAAGAAAAUUCAACAUGUCGGAUGAAGGGAAACUUUUUGUUGGAGGCCUGAACUUCGAUACUAACGAAGAUUCAUUGGAGCAGGCGUUUUCCAAGUAUGGGAGCAUCACCAAAGUGGAUGUUAUCCGAGACCGGGAGACCAACAAGUCCCGUGGCUUUGGUUUCGUCACAUUUGAAAACCCUGAUGAUGCAAAGGAUGCCAUGUCUGCAAUGAACGGCAAGUCUGUGGAUGGGAGGAUGAUUCGUGUGGAUGAAGCUGGCAAAUCUGGAGGAAGAUCUGGUGGUGGCUUCAGAGGUGGUUCUGGAAGAGGAGGCGGGUUCUUCAGGGGUGGCAGAGGUAGAGGCGGCGGAGGCUACGGGGGCGGUGGGGGCUACGGAGGCAGUGAACGCAGCUAUGGCGGAGACCGAAGCUACGGAAGCAGCGAUCGGAGCUACCAAAGCAGCGACAGGAGCUACGGUGGGGACCGGAGCUAUGGAGGGGGCGACAGAAGUUAUGGUAGCAGUGGCGGCAGCGGCGGCGGCGGCUAUUCCAACAGGAGCGGAGGCGGCGGUUACUCUGGAGGUGGCAGUGGCGGCGGAGGAAGUGGAGGAGGAGGAGGAGGAGGAGGAUAUUACAACAGAGACAACAGUAGGAGUCAGGGAAGUUAUGGAGAACGUUCGUCGACUUCCUACAGAGAGGGCUAUGACAGCUAUGCUGGUCACGAGUAAAAAUCGUCCCGAUUUCAAGAUCAUCUCUUCACUGGCUGCGUUUAUAAAGCUGUGCUAUGAAGACUUCUUUUUGUUUUUGCCCCCAAAUGUUGAUGUAAACUGGUUGUAGCCUCUUUAAAGCAGCCUGACGCCAUCUUUUUUAUACAAAGGCUUUUUUUUAUCUUCAAAUUUCGGUGUAGGACUUCAAUGAGAUGUCUCAACCUGAAACAUUUAUGAUUUCAUUGCAAACCGAUGCGCAGUGGUUCCUACGUAAAGAGUUCACAUUCCUGGUGCGCUGAAUAUAUUGUAGGGAAAAGUUGUUCAUUUUAUGGCUGUAUUUAUAAAGAACUCAUUGUCCUGUUUAUUCUUAAGAUGAUCUUGUUCGACACAGCUUGAUGGCUUCUAAAAAUGAUACCAAUUAUUCAUUGAAAGUAAUGCAUUACUGGAGAAAUUUUUAAAUUCCAAUUCUUUUAAACUUCCACAUCCAAAGUUUCCAAUUGAAGUCCCCUGCCCCAGAAGCUUGGUGAACUGACUGUUCAAGGCUUUGUGUGCCUUGAACUGUGUAAUGCAUUCCUUCAGUGUGGCAAGGCAGGGAUGCUACCUGGAAUCCUGUGUUCCUGGCUGACCUCCUUGAUCUAGCUGUAAAGAUCUGUAAAUAUUCAGUAUUCAAAGAGUGAAUUACUUUCAGACUGGUGAAACUGAACCUGAAGUUGGCCAGCUGUUCACACGAGGUGCUAAUUGCAACCUGCUGCUGUUUGCUGGAGGUAUUUUGCUCUUUGCAACCUGUGUGUUUUAAUGUACUCUGGACUGAACUGCUCAUGAUCAAUCUAAAUGUUGCAACCAAUGUUCCUCUUGGGAAAGAAUUGUGCUUUUUGUUCUGUGUAUCAAUUUUGAAGAAACGUUUUGUUUUUUUUGUAAACUUUGGCUUCAUGAAGCCUAUUAAAACCCUUGGAUGAAAA